Messenger RNA from Clarias gariepinus (North African catfish), 2419 nucleotides. RefSeq lists its product as uncharacterized. The record is from RefSeq and is a predicted model, not a curated record. Lineage: Eukaryota; Metazoa; Chordata; Actinopteri; Siluriformes; Clariidae. The transcript has 7 exons. The coding region runs from base 174 to 815 and encodes 213 amino acids.
UUUCACUUUGAGCAUGCGCUGGGCGCGCGACAGUCUCUUUUUCCACUGUGGACUCGUCCGAGUUUGGGUGCGGUUAUAAUACAAACACAUUAAAAAAAAACAUUUUGAAAAUUUUUAUUAAAUAAUUAUAAUUUUUAAGCGAUUUUUAAGACAAAUAUUAAUGAAGCGCGACAAUGCUUUGCGGAAACUGGAAUGUCGACUUAAUGCACUGGAUGUGUUUCUCCGUCAUACUGGCAGGAGUUACCGCGGAACCAGAGGAAAGAUCACAACCACCACCUACACUUAAAAUCAUUGAAAAAGGAAGUUUUCUUAAUUUUAUUGCAAGCCCCCCUGGAUUAAAAAAUGACAGUGGACCACAGUGCUGGAGUUAUAAGUUUCUGUACAGAAAAUGCAAUGAGAACACAGAAACUAUAUAUGUCACCGAAUAUAACAAUUGGACAGCUGAGGUGGACUAUGAUGCUACCUGCAAGUACACUGUUCAGGUGCAGGCAAACUAUCGUACAGAUUACUGUGGGCACAAAGAAAAUGACAGUGACAUAAGUGAUCCUACUUACUUUGGUAAGGAUGAUGAUCCGGUUUUUCUCUUUAAAGUGGCUAUAAUUAUCAUCCCUUUGAUAGCGUGUACCUGUCUUGUUACUUCUAUAGUGCUGUUCAGGAGACACAAGGAAAUGUUCUUCCCCAAAGUUCCCAAUCCAUCAGAUUUCUUCAAGGACAUGUUUGACAACAAAAAUGAAAUGACAAGGGGCCUAUAUGAGCCUAAUGAAGAGGUGGUGGAAAAGAUCCAUGUGGAGCCAAAGACUACAAACCUCCUUUAAAUAGUCUAAUCAACAAAACAACAUAAAGGGAUGCACAUGUUCCAAAUGAGGAGGAAUGUUCCACCUGCUAAGCAACGUUGGAGUUCAAUGCAGCCUUUUAAAAAAACACUGUUACACUAGCCCUAAUUUAGGUGCAGAUAAUGCAAAAUACUCUGUAUACUGUGAGAAUUCUUGAGAUGUGCGCUUUAACUCUGCCAGGGUUCCUUGACAUUGACAGGGUCAUGGCAGAAGCUGCUUUUAAAGUAUUUUUUUCUAUUGAUUUUGUGUUGUUUUUAAAUAUAUUUUCUAAAUUGCUGAUCCACCGUUAGACUUGGAAAAGCUUCAUAAACAUAUUUGUAUUUGCUGCCUGCUUUAUAUUUCAAGCCAACAGAAGUUGGUAAGGGUGUGGCUAAAUGCUUAAUAGCUAGGUCACAUUUUUCAACAGAGGAGUUAAUAAUGUAUAAUAUACAUGUUUAGCUUUUUUUUUUUUACAUUUAUUUUUUGUCGGCAAUGUUGUAUACAUCUUUACAUCUAGGACAUGUGCAGAGAGAACCAAGUUGUGGGCAUCAGGAUCCUUUUAUCUCCCUCAGGGCCAGAGUUUGGGAAUGUCUUCUGAGGAAGGUCACUCUUGGGAUGUCCACAAUGCCAAAUUCAUAUGUAAACACUUUUAAACAGUUUUAAACUCACUAGGUACACACUAGGUAAAUAUAUAGUCAAUCAUUUCUUAAAUUAGUGAAGGGGAGAGUAGACUGUGCUAUAACAGUUUUGUGAACAACAAAUCUGUCAUUUACAAAUAUUCCAACAAUACUAUGAAAAUUAAUUGACACUAGCUGAACUGAGAGGAUGAUGAAGGAAGGAGGGGCUACCUAGACAAUGUGGCUUGAUAGAUAUUAAGUUUCACAUGAUUUAAAGCUGUAAAGUGUCUGCCGUAACUUUUUUCUCUGUCUAUAACUUGCUUUGUAUACUGUAUUUCUUCUGGGAUAUAGAUGAUAUUAAUGAUUUCAGAUUAGUUUUCUUUUGUCCAAUUAAGAUUUUUUUCUGUCCCUCUCUUCACUUUUUGUUGCCUACAGCCUAUGCUGUAAUCAAAUAGUUUUAACUUAAAGUACAUGUAUGCCGUCACCACCCAGAUAUCUCACGUCUAGUACUGUAUGUACUUCAUGUAUGUAUGUUUAUAAUGGCUAGACUACCACCUUGGAUCAUUUGGCCACUGACAGGACACCAAGCAAUAAGAAUGUGCUAGAGCUACACUAUUUAAAAGAAUUUGUUUAAACAAAUAUCCCUUCCUGACUUUUAAUGACCAAGUAGAUAACAUUUUGGCUAAUGGUAAUCCGAUUCCCAAGUAAUUUCUAAUAGAUGUAUCUGUCAGAUUAUUCACCAGGUCGCCUGGGCUACUCAGGUCUGUUUACAACCAUUUCAUAAACACAUUUCUUUUUCUUUACAUCUGUUUUUUUACUAUUAUUAUUAUUAUUGUUGAUAAAUACAUUGUAAUGUAAAAUGUUAUAAUAUAAUGUUAAAAAUUUUAUACAUUAUAUGUACCUUUAUAUACACUUUGUUUAGCAUUCCUUUGCACUUUAAAAUAUAGACUUAUAUCUCUGUUGCUGUGUUCAAGAUAUUUAAAUAAAAUA